GAGCUGACGAGAAAGUGUGAGAGGAAGCUAGGAGACGAGCGAGAGGUGCUGGAGCUAGAGCUGGACAAUAUGAAGCUGGAACACGCUCUGAAGCUGCGCACAGAGGAGGAGGGGUCGGCACGGCUACGCAAGGAGCUGGAGGAGAAGUCCGAGGGCUAUGUAAGCCUGAGUGGUGACUUGGAGUGUGUGAAGAAUCGCUGCAACAAAUCGAAAGCUGAGAAGGAUGUGCUGAGAAAGGAGCUGGAAGUCUGCAAGCAACAGCUAGAUGAUGCCAGGGAAGACAAACUCCUGAUCGAGAGGCAGAUCAAGGAGUUUGAUGGUAGAUACCAGAGGGCACUACUGGAAGCUGAGGCAGCCAUCAACGAAAGAUUGGCAGAACAAAAGGCUAGCUUAGAGAGAGCGUGGACAGAGCAAACCAAGAGGGAAUAUGCGGAGUUGCAUCGUAAGCUGACGCGGGUGCACCAGGAGGACCGCAAGAUGUCGCUAGCAGCGCUGGCGCAGGAUAAGGAGCAGGAGCUGGUGGCGCAGAAGAGUGGCUGGCAGAGUAAGAUCAGGGAUCUACUGUUGCAGAUUGAGCAGCUGCGUGAGGAUCUGACGGAGAAGUCGAUACAAGCGAGUCGCGAGUACGACGCGAUGCGAUCGCAGAAGCACGCUGAGCUGGAGAGGCUGCGACGCGCGCUCGACGCCGCCGCGGAGGAGCGCGAGCGAGAGGGCGCUACCGGAAAACAAGAGCACGCAGCCGCCGUCGAUGCGAUGCGGUCGAACCACGAGAGGCAGGCAGAGGAGCAACGAGAGAAGCUGCAUAGGGAGCACGAGGAGGAGAUGCAGCAGCAGCUGGUGGCUCAUCACUCGGAGAUGGAGCUGGCGCAUCAGCGCGCGGAGAGAGCAAAGCAAACAGAGCUUUCAGCUGCUGCAUCGCUCGCAUGCAGAGCAGAUCGAGCACAUGCAGGAGAGCCUGGUGCAGACGUACACGUCAGAGUUGGAAUCGUGCCAAAAGACGCACAGCGCCGAGGUUCUGCGUCUGAGCGCGUGGAGACACUACAGGAGGAGGUGAGGCACCGCGACGGUCACAUCGAUCAGCUCGAGAAUGACCUGUCCGCGCACAGGUCACGCCUCGAUGACGUCAUCAAGCAGCUCGAGUUCAAAGGUCACGAGAUGAUGAGGAUGCGAAGUGAAACCAGUGAGCAAGUCAGGAAGCGCGAGAGGGAGCUAGCGAGGCAGCAGGAGGUGGAGAUGAACUCACAGGAGGCGCAGCAUCUGCGGCAGCGGCAGAGCAUGCUAGCCGGCUUCAACGAAGCUCAGGAGCUGCUGAAGAAGAAGCUAGCGAUGCUGCAGACGAUGCUAGCAGAAGCAAAACACCGAUACGAGCACAGAGAGUCGCUACCGCAAGAUGUCGCCACCAUCGGCGUGCUGAAGAGCGCGCUUGCAGACAGAGAGGAACACAUCAGAAAGCUGUUGGGAGCCAAGCGCUCCGUCGAACUUGAGCUGAUGAAUCGUGAAACCAACUUCAACAAGAUCUUCAAUUCCUCUCCACAUGUCGGAGUUAUCGAUCCGAUCGCGACCAAGAAGAAGAGUGAUACCUUGCCAGCAAAGCACUUCAGUGCCUCCUUGCUCAAACAGAACAGCUGCAGUGGUGCCCCCUUGCUGAAACAGAACAGCUGCAGUGGCGCCCCUGCGCGACAGGCGCCGCCACGGUCGGCGGGCGGAGACAAGAGAACACCGAAGCCUGCUGCGCCGCCGCGGCCACAGCUGUCACUCCGUAAACUGUACGUCUGAUGCAGAGCUCUUGCUGCCUCCCACAGAUACCUACACCGGGUUGUUAAAUCUCUCGAUAAAUAUCCUUGUGAUGCGGAUCGAUGUUUGUUUUUACUAAACUUGCUCAUCUGUAAAUAGUGGUGGCAACUUGUUUGUAAAUAAACACGCGACUACCUUCGUUCUCCCUUUGUAAUCGUAACUGUUUGUGAGUGUUCAAAUGUUCGUAAUAAAUUGGUGCUAUUAAAUUCAACUUCCAA
Messenger RNA from Priapulus caudatus, 2012 nucleotides. Its product is annotated as protein FAM184A-like. The record is from RefSeq and is a predicted model, not a curated record. Lineage: Eukaryota; Metazoa; Priapulida; Priapulimorpha; Priapulimorphida; Priapulidae.